CAAACCCUCUUUAUCAUUUUGACAUUCCUCAUUUCCCUCAUCAGAAUAAAAAUGGCCAAACUUUGCCUUUCUUUGCUGCUAAUCCUCCUUUCCAUCUUCUCCCUUUCGAGCACGGUGGAGCCAGCCUUUUCCGGACAUACUGCUCGACGUUCCAGGGCUCGAGCCAACAUCGAAGCCGCAUGCCGGACCACCCGCUACCCGGACCUAUGCGUCCACUGCCUCACCACCUACGUCAAACCCAACAUGACCAUCCAAAACCCCCAGCAACUUGCCCAAGUCGCCUUGACUGCAAGCCUCUACCGUGCCCUAUAUGCUAGGGCGUUCGUGCUCAAGGUAGCAAAAGAGCUUAACACACUGAAGAGGGAAAACCAAGUUGUCCGAGAUUGCUUGCAGCAGAUAAACGAUAGCGUGGACCAACUCAGUGGAUCGAUCAAGGAACUACGUCGUUUGGGGCAAGAAUCUGUGGGUGAUGACCUGUUUUGGCACAUAAGCAACGUUGAGACAUGGGUUGGCACUGCUCUAACUGAUGCAAACGAUUGUGUAAAUGCCCUUCCGGGACCAAACAUGAGCAAACUGAAGGCGACUAUUAAAGGAAAGAUGCUCAAUGUGGCUCAGACGGCUAGUAAUGCACUGGCUUUGUUUCAUAGUUUUGCUGCAAGGUAUAAAGCUGCCAGUGCCACCAAGAAGCCCUAGGAGCCUAAGCUAGCUAUAAUAGCUAAAUAGCUAGCCUUUUCAUCAGGAUGGAUGCGUUUUGUUUUUGUGUCGUGGGUUUAAUCUUGUUCAUUAUUUGUGUGUUAAAUACUUGUUGAUGUUAAUAUAUGUUUGUAUGAACGUACUCACACAGUGAAGGGAUCGAUGUUAAUACUUAAUACCAAGUUUUUCUACGUCUUGGAAAGUUGUCUGUAAUAUCUUUCUAGUAUAUAUGUUAACCAUGUUUGUAUCCGAGGGUGUUUUUCCGAGAAAAUAAUAAUAACAUCAAUAUUAAUAAGAG
This is a messenger RNA of Rosa rugosa (rugosa rose), 991 nucleotides long. Its product is annotated as pectinesterase inhibitor 9. The record is from RefSeq and is a predicted model, not a curated record. Gene Ontology annotation, molecular function: enzyme inhibitor activity. The transcript has a single exon. The coding region runs from base 52 to 693 and encodes 213 amino acids. Gene Ontology annotation, biological process: negative regulation of catalytic activity. Lineage: Eukaryota; Viridiplantae; Streptophyta; Magnoliopsida; Rosales; Rosaceae.